This is a messenger RNA of Rhizoctonia solani, 1602 nucleotides long. Its product is annotated as Retrotransposon gag protein. NCBI's taxonomy places the organism in Eukaryota, Fungi, Basidiomycota, Agaricomycetes, Cantharellales, Ceratobasidiaceae. The record is from RefSeq and is a predicted model, not a curated record. Bases 1 to 1602 code for a protein of 533 amino acids. The transcript has a single exon. Gene Ontology annotation, molecular function: nucleic acid binding; zinc ion binding.
AUGGAAGGGGACGCAUCCACUAUUACUGGGAUUACGAGUUUUUUGCAGUAUUGCACAACAACGCCUGGUUUGGGCGCAAUGGCAGGGACUAAUCUAAUCUCUCCCCAAAUACAAUCAGGGUGGUCUGCCCCAUCUUCUCGAACCCACACUCCUGCUCCUGCAGCUGUGCUGCCUCAUGUAUAUUCCCCAAUGUCUUUUGAUCACAUGUCCAAUUGUGAAUUGUUGAAUAUGGUUGCCCAAAACAUGAUUAUUUUAAAAAAAGAAUUCUCUCAACUACAAGGAUCCUAUGACGCGCAACAUGAUCAAAUUGCGUUGUUAAGGGCAGAAUUAGAGGAACAUUGGGAGCAAUUGCGUAAUCAACAUAUAUUUUAUUCCAACCAAAUCCAAGGAGCGGCUGCUUCCAUACAAGCUGUGCAAGACCAGCUUAUUCAUCUUUCCCCUUCUUGUUCCACAGCUCCUCCACCUCCACCUGCUGGCACUAGCACAUCCACCUCCACCAAUCCCCCACCUGCUCCUACAUCUUCUAAUUCAGAUCUAAAGUUUGCCAAGCCCAACAAGUUUGGCGGUAAAAAAGAAGAUGCCCUCAACUUUAUUAUUGCCUGUCAAGCGUAUAUAAGGGCAAAAGGAGCUAAUAGAUCCCACAAGGAGAAAAUAUUGUGGGUCACGUCUUAUUUUGAAGGUGCAGCAGAAGAUUGGGUACGCCCCUAUAAGGAGAGGAAGGUGUUCAGAGGAGAAGCAGUUCCAUUAUUGGAAAACAUUGACAUAUUCUGGGCCAAAUUUACUAAACAUUACGUGGACACAAAUCGUGAUGAGAAGUACCGCCAGAAAUGGAACAACUUGCGGCAAAAGGCUUCAGUUCAAGAGUACACUCAAGAAUUCCAACAAUACUCAGUGUCCUUGGGCUACAGUGACAAAACCUUGCGUGACAAAUAUUACAAUGGCCUUAAAAAUGACAUCAAGGACAUCAUGCUCUCCACCAUGUUCCAAUGGUGUUGCGCCACGGCUCAGCAAGUCUAUGAUAAGGCAGAGGAGAUUGCAAAUCAUAUUGAAUCCACUUGCCUGUCUAAUCUGUUGGUUUCCACUAUUUGCGCCCCUGCCUCUGCUGUCCCCACUUCUGCUUCCAGUCCCACUCCCACUUGCACUUGUCUCAAUGUGGGAGAUAAUGUGUACAUGAUUGAUCCCACCACUUGUCGCGCCAAGAAAGGUGCUAUCACUUCCAUUGUUUGUACAACCUCCGGCAACAUGCCAAAUGUUAGGUGGAACAGAGAAACCAAGGACACUAUGAUUCCCUUCCCAUCUCUAAAAAAGGAUGAGCGCCCUGCUGCCGCUGCCCCAGUAAAACCUAUUGUUGCCCCUGUCCCUGUUUUAGCUUCAAAUUCUAAGGGCCCAGGCCCCAUGGACCUUGAUGGAAGGGGCUUCACAAAUCUCACCUGUCAUGUAUGCGGCGGUAAAGGCCACUUUGCACGCAAUUGUCCCUCAAAACCCAUGUCUGGACAUGUGGCUAACGUCAAAUGGUCUUGGGAAAGGCCUAAAGAAGAAAAUCGGAUUGAAGUUGUCUCUGAUGAGGAGGAGUUGGGAAAAGGAAAAGCCAAGGCCGACUAA